UUAUCCUCUAAACAACUCAACAGAUAAACCGUUUCUUAACUUCUGCACAAACUCGACAUAACUGGGUAUAACUAACAGCCCGUGGGCUUUGUGUGUCUCCAAACACACACACAUACACAGGAAAAAGGGAGCUGAACGGUCACGUGACCACGCAGUUCAAGAUGGAGACCGAGCGAUUUGGAGGCUUCGCUGUUAGCUAGUUAGCUUGUUUACUAUAAGUCACAAUAUGGCAAAUACGGCGGGAUACUGGAGGUUUUAACGCUAAUUGCAAGAGUCAUUACCUAACCUGAGGCGUGUAUGUGGCAGCUUUUGAUCACAAUGAAGUAAAGUUGUUUGUAAACAAAGGCCACCUGAAGAAUAUUGAAGAUAAGAGGAGGAGAAAACUGUCAAUGGUCAUCACUGCAACAAACUCAUUUUGACAGAGAGGAGAUCGAUAUGGCGUUGAGAGAGUUAAAAGUGUGUCUCCUGGGGGAUACUGGCGUUGGAAAGUCGAGUAUUGUUUGGAGAUUUGUAGAGGACAGCUUUGACCCAAACAUCAAUCCAACAAUUGGGGCAUCCUUCAUGACCAAGACAGUGCAAUACCAAAAUGAACUACACAAGUUCCUGAUCUGGGACACAGCAGGACAGGAGCGGUUUCGUGCUCUGGCACCGAUGUACUACAGAGGUUCAGCAGCGGCCAUCAUUGUUUAUGACAUCACAAAAGAGGAGUCUUUUCAAACGCUGAAGAACUGGGUAAAGGAGCUGAGGCAGCAUGGUCCUCCUAACAUAGUGGUUGCCAUUGCUGGCAACAAAUGCGACCUGUCAGAUGCAAGGGAAGUAUCAGAGAAGGAUGCCAAGGACUAUGCUGACUCCAUCCAUGCCAUCUUUGUAGAAACCAGCGCCAAGAACGCCAUUAACAUCAAUGAGGUGUUUAUAGAGAUAAGUAAGCGCAUCCCCGUUGCAGACGCAGCAGGAGGAACUUCAGGAAAAGGUUUCAAACUGGGACGUCAGGCCUCAGAGUCUCGUAGGACGUGCUGCUGAUGAUGCUGGUGACUGUACCCACAUGACUUGUGACCUGGCCUUAGCUUACCCUCUGUGCUCCUGGCCUUCUUCAGCUUACUCUACAUGCUCUCAAACACCCCGCCGCCACCGACACGGGUACAGCAGUGUCACUCUGAUGAUAGUAGCAAAUGCAUUUUUUACCGCACAUAGCAACAGCAAGCCAUCAUGUAUAAUCUGAAAAUUGCUGGCAGGAGAAAUAUUUCUUGUUUACUGAGCAUUGACAGAAAUGCUUGCAUAAAUACAUUCAUCUGUCAGUGAAAGACCCCACACGUGCAAUUUCUUUGGCUUCUAUAAUGGACAGCAGUCUCUGUCUGGUGUAUUAUAGCUCUAGGUUGAUCAGAGGAACAAGCUUCAGAUCUGUUAUCUUUCAACCAAAAAUGGAAUGAAAAUUCUUAAAUCUCUCCAAAAUAUUUUGAUAAUACUUAAGUUAUUGCCUUUUGUUUUUUGGGAGAUCUCUCCCCAAAACAUUCUCAACUUCAUGAAGUAUCCAUUUUUAUAGUUAAUGUGUGUAACCACUAAUUUAUCGUACGUUUCUGAUGAAAGAGAUUAACAGUGUUUGUAUCAAUCUCCCACCUCAAUGUUUGCUUGAAGGAUAAACUCAAGAAGGAUGGUGCACACUUUACAUUUAAAUCUUACUGUGUGAUUGCUAGUUUCAUCAAGGCAAAGUAGCAAAUGGGCGUUUUGACGUAAACCACGAUGACACAGUCAAAUAUGCAGAAAUGAAAGGUGUGUGAGAGCCUGUUUCCUUUAUAGCAAAGGAGUAGUUCAGCAUUUUGGGACACUAAUGUGUGUUCUUGACAAGAGAUGAGAAGAUUGAUACCUCUCUUGUGCGUGUACGGUAAAUAUGACGCUGGAGCCAGCAGCUGGUUAGCAUAGCUCAACAUGAAGACAAAGCUGACCUAGCUGUCUCCCACUCUUUCCUGUCUUUAUGUUAAACUAAGCUAACCAGCUGGUGGCUAUUGCCUUAAACUUAAUGGCCAGGUAAGAGAGUGGUUUUGUUCUUCUCAUCUAACUCUCUACCACAAAUCGAAACGAGAAGGACCUCGCAGUCCAGUUCUCACAAUGACAGUGCUUUAAUCAGGGCAGAAAAUGCUGACUCUGCUGGUAGUGUUGAAGUUGAUUAUAUGAAAACAGUUGCAGCUGCUCAUAUGUGUUGCACAUUUCCACUUGUAAUUGCUGAAGAUCUAUGAAUAGACUUGUGUAUUUGAAGUACCCCGUAGUACAUGAAGGAUCCUGCCAGUUGUUUCCAAAUAUUACUUGAGCUUUAUUUUUCUCAAAUCUCAUUUUAACUGCUCACUGGCGAGCCUGCAUGUCUUCUGUCCUUUGCUGCUACUUAACAGCAGUUUUACAGGAGAAGCCAAUCUUUGUGAGGUUUUGCCAGAUUCUUUAAUUGUUCCAUAAAUAUUUUCGUCUUUCCUUUUUUUUUCCUCACAUAAUCAGCACUGGCUCACACAUCCAAAGUUGUUUUACUACUUGGCUUGUGAUAAAAACAGUGAGAUCUGGAAACUAGACCUCGUUCAGAGGAAUCUCAGAUUUUAGAGCUUAAAUCUCCCUUCAGCAGAAGGUUAAAGGUGGAGAAUCAGACAUGGCGCUGUGUUGACAUGCUGACCCCUUAAUGAACUUUUAUUUCCAUUCUGCUCUGAAUGAUUGUAUUUGCUUUUUCCCAAGGUCUGCGUUCUGACUUUCCUUUCUCUCACUUCUUCUGUGUUGUUUCUCUAAACUCCAGACUCUUACUGUAAGGCCAGAUUUCAGUUAUGGUACAAUACAUAUACAGCUUUCAUGGAGCUAUCAUCACCUCUUCCAUUCACAAAAAAAGUGUGUGUGUGUGUGUGUGUGUGUGUGUGUAUAUAUAUAUAUAUAUAUAUAUAUAUAUAUAUAUAUAUAUAUAUAUAUAUACUCUAAUUCACCUCAUAUAUUGGCUUAAAUGAACUUUAGUAGCAGUUGACCCAUGAGCCUAAACCGACUUAAUCAUUCUGUGUAAUUUCAUGCUUGUCUGUAUCUCCUGAGCCCCUUUAGCCCUAAAACCUCUUUGCAAAGUUGCCAAAAACUACAGAUGUGGGUUUUAUUAGACAUGCAUCUGCACAUGUAUAAAUAUGAAUUUUGUGCUUUUCUGUCAGUGCAAGCAACUUUAUUUGCCUUUAAGCAUCCUAAAUGUAGCUAUUAUUGACGAAUUCUGUGCUAAGCAGCGCUGCCUAUGUUUCAGGAUUUUUUCCUAUGGAGUGCAAUAGAUUAUUAUUGUGACAAGGGUGAAAUGUGACCUAAUCCAAGAAAUCAGUCACAGAGUGAUACAUUCACACAGCAGAGAAUACACUUGUGAAAACAGUCUCCAACAGAUGAUAAUGACAGGUUUAUACUGACCUCAUGUUACACUUAGUUGAUGACAGUUUAGCUCACGCAUAGUUGAUCAAAUGAGCAGUGUGAUAGGGCCAACCAGAUCCCUUGGGGGAAAAAAAAGAGUGGUAUUUUAGGUCAAAAACUAAAACAGUUAAUUCACACUGCUGUCUUUGGUAAUUCACACAGCACUACAUCAUAACACCAGCUCUAGCUUGUAUUUACUAAAGCUUCAGCAAUCAUAUUAAAAAGGGAAUCACUCUGGUACUUUGAAAGCUGCACUUUUGACUGACUUUGUAUUAAUUGGCUCUCAUUACUAACACACACACUCUGUCUGCAGUCUGUUAAUAUGUCUGUGAAAUCAGUUGAUGAAACAUUCUUGUAAAGGUGUCAAACUUUCUUAAUGUCCCGUGAUGUUAUUUUAGGUUUUGACUGUUUGCUCAGUUCUUACUGCCACGAAGAACAUGGCGCCAAAUAAUGUCAAAACCAUUUUACUACGUCACGCAUAAUUAACCAUUUUUUAUUGUUGUUAUUAUUAUUAUUGUAAUAUAAUGGUUUAAAGUACUAAUCCUAUAAAAUGCUUAAAACUAUUUGAAGUUUGGUAAUGAUGACACAUGUUUUUCCCUUAUUUGGAAACAGGAGGCAUGGAUAGUGUGUGCCAGUUUUGCAUUGAAAAAUACCAUUAGUCUUGGGCUGGCCCUGGGAAUGCGAUUAAUCUAUAUUAUGUAUAUUUUUCAGUGUAGAUAAAUACCAUCAACUUGCACACAAAUCAAUGACUAUAUUCUAUUCUAAGCCAGUUUUGUGACCACAGUAGACUUGUUCACCAUUUGCAGUAAUACCAUCAGCACUGUAGUUACCAUAUUUAGCUUUUUACUAUGUUUCAUAUUGAUUGUAACAAAAUGCCUGAAAACACUUGGUUGCAGUGUAUUUCAAAAUGUGUAAAAAGGGAAUUGUCAAUUGUUUACUAAUAAAAGA
Toxotes jaculatrix (banded archerfish) is the source of this 4347-nucleotide messenger RNA. RefSeq names its product RAB22A, member RAS oncogene family (gene rab22a). Lineage: Eukaryota; Metazoa; Chordata; Actinopteri; Toxotidae. The coding region runs from base 436 to 1020 and encodes 194 amino acids. The record is from RefSeq and is a predicted model, not a curated record. Gene Ontology annotation, molecular function: GTP binding; GTPase activity. The transcript is spliced from 7 exons.